AUUCAUCAGAUGGAAGUCUAAAAGCCUCUACACAUCAUGGGGCAAUAGAUGUUUAUGUCAGUCAAUUAAGAAAAGUGGAUCUGAAAUCCCAGAAAGGUUCUAUUACAGUCAAGGUACCUGCCUCUCUCAAAGCCUAUCUACAGUUGUCUGGAAGAAAAGUGGAUGUGAGCUCAGAGAUCCAGUUAAAGGAAACACAGAGUGCCUCCAAAGAUGAUCACGUAACUAUAAGUGGUCACAUGAAUCAAAGGAAUGAAACAGACAAAUGGAUUAAGGCUGAUGCACAAAAUGGCAAAGUGUGUCUUAAAAGCCAAAGCUGGAUCCAGUCUGUCAAGCUGAAGAGUUCUUAAAGGUGAAAUAGGCCAAAGAGAUUAAAUCAAAAAAUUGUAAAGGAACAUUUCUGUAAAAUUAUGAAACUUUGUUGGUGUCUAUUCUUAAUAUAAUAGAGAAACAAUAUUAAAAAUGAGGGCAUUUUAACCCAAAAUUUGCCCGUGACAGUGGCUGGUGCUUAACAGGUCUGGUUUACUUUUAGUGCCUUUUAGGAAUUACAAGAUCUUACAU
This is a messenger RNA of Tauraco erythrolophus (red-crested turaco), 558 nucleotides long. NCBI's taxonomy places the organism in Eukaryota, Metazoa, Chordata, Aves, Musophagiformes, Musophagidae. The record is from RefSeq and is a predicted model, not a curated record.